UAUUUUAACAUUAUUGAUAAUAACAAGAAAAAUAAUUUUAAUAAUAAUAGUAAUAAUAAUAAAGUUGUUGUGUGUAUAAUUAUGUAUUAUAGAGUUUACUGUUAGCAGUUGUGCAGAUAAUAGUUUUUCAGUGUAGUGAAUAAAUGUGUAUCAUGCGAUUAAGGAUUGUGUUGGACAUUCAUUGUGCAUCGGCAGAAUAAAAUAAAAAGAUAUAUUUAUCGGUAUUUCAUUCAUUUGGUUUUUAUAAAACUAAUUUGAUGGAGAAUACUACUUCUACCGCAUUUACAAUUGAUAAUCAAUCAUCAAACAAAAAUAACGAAUUGAAAAAUGGGGAUAAUAUCGAAGAUUGUCAACAACAGCAUCAAAGACGGCAAAGGAAUGCCGGAAAUGGUCGGUGGUGUACCAGUAGCGUUCGAUCGCGGUCAUCUACAUCAUUUCUCAUACACAAUUUACUUAUAUCUUGUUCGGGUGAUGCUAGUGACGUGCAAACAACUAUAUCUCCUCCAUCACUUCCGCUUGUUGAGCAAGACAACGACAAUGAAGAUACUAGCAAUAAUAGUAGUAGCAGCGAAAGCAAAAGUAGAAGUUGUAGUCCACAAGACUUACAACUAUCAUCCCCCGUAAUGGACGUUAAAGAAGAAAAAGAGGACAUUGACGGAAUGUACGAUGCAGAACACUAUAGAAUUAAGAGACGUAAAUGCACUAUUCCUUUUAGAAGAAGAACGACUAAGAAAAAAGAAAGCAUCAGUACUAAUGCUGGUGAUAGCGGUGAUAGUGAUAUUGAAAAAAGAGAAACUGAUAAAGAAUCAGCAUCACUAAAAGUUUCAGAAGAGGAUUCACAAACACAAUCAAUACAAACCCAACCACCGCCUAUUUCAAUAUACCUAUCUACAACCAUGAAUAAUCAACAUCAACUAUCUACAUUACAAACAUCAACCCAAACACACACUUCAACGUCAACCACACCGGUGUCGUCGUUAAACUUCAGUGUAAAUGCCAUUCUCAGUGGUGGAGGAUGUUCUAAUGGGCGAAGCAAUAGUACUAGUAGUAACUGUAGCACCGGAAGCAAUGGGAGUAACGGGUCCAGUGGUUUCGGAUACGGUGGGAAAACGAUCGUACAUCAACAAAAUAUUUAUGACACUGGUCAACAGCACAGCCAACACUUGGCUUCUGCAGCUUUUUUGCGAAUUACAGCAGCGGCCGCAGCAGCUUCCGCUUCGUCGCCUUCUGGUCCCAUGUUUUACCAUCACCAUCAUCUAGCUUCAGUCGCCGCACUCCACCAUCACCAGCAACGACAGCAACAGCAAUUACACCAAAACCGAGUACACGCGGCAACCUGCAGUCCGUCGCCGACACCUCCGCCGUCUUGUCUGCCGGCCGCCGCCGCAUCGAGCACGCCGUCCACUUGCACCUUCUUGACGGACGCCACCAGCACGCUGACCACCGCACCCCAAUCGGCCGCACAAUCUCUCCGGACCAUCGCCAAGCCCAUCGCACGCAGGCCCGCCAAUGCCGCGAAUCCCAACGCGGGCUCCAACGGCAACGUCCACAACUCCGCGUUGCUGCCGCUGGCCGCCGCAAAUUUGGCGUCCAACGGUCCGUCGAGUGGCGGCGGCGGCGGCGGCGGCGGCGGUCUGGCGAACAACGCCAACGACGGUGCGGGCGGCGGCGCAAAUGUCUGCAACUCGACCGCACUGUCGAACACGUCCAUUUCGUCUGCCUCUACUCCCGGUCCAGGACGACCUAAUGGCUCUGGAACAAACAGGUUCCCUAUAGUACACCCUCAGUACAAUUAUCGUCAUCAUUUAGCUCAUCAACAUCCUCACACUCAUCAUGAAAUCCUCAUGAUGCAGUCUCGAUCAAAUGGAGUAUCUAACUCCAAUAACGGAACAUCGAAUUCUAUGGCUGCUGUUCCUCCGUCACCUUUUUCAUCUUCCACCACGUGGCCUUAUAAUGCGGGAUCCAGUGCAAACGGAGGAGGAUCGGUACAUAUAACCGGAACAAAUUCACAUCAUCAUAGAAUUACGCCAUUGCACCAUCAUCAGCAUCAUCCGUCAGCAACAACCAUGCUAUUAAUGAGCACCAACAACAACACCUUGAAUGUGAUGAACGGGGUAGUGGUCGGUGGAAACAACAGGGGAAAACCACGGAGGGGCAUGAUGCGACGGGCCGUGUUCUCUGAUGCACAACGAAAGGGCUUAGAACGUCGAUUUCAGGUGCAAAAGUACAUUAGCAAACCGGAUAGAAAGCGAUUGGCUGACAAGUUAUCGUUAAAAGAUUCUCAGGUAAAGAUAUGGUUCCAAAACCGUCGGAUGAAGUGGCGCAACACUAAGGAACGGGAAUUGUUGGCAGCCGGCACGGGUUGUCGCGAACAGACAUUGCCGACGAAAAACAAUCCCAAUCCGGACCUGAGUGACGUUACUACGACGUCUACAGCAGCGUCAAAUAGCGGCGCGUUGCCGUCUUCGUCGACGGUCACCGCAACAACGCCGACCGCAGGAUCCGGAGCGGCGACGUCGACGACACCGGCAUCGGCAGGCGGCCAACAGGAAAAAAAAAAUACCAACGGCAUGAAAAACCACCAUCAGCAUCCACUACACCAGCAGCAGCAUCAUUCGGUCCAACAGAAGCAGAUACCUCAGAAGAAGAUCAACGUGGCGGUGGAUCAGAUGCUGCUGAACAGGGGCAGUGGCAGCGGUGGUGCAGGCGGGCCACUAGUAGUCAGACAACAGCAAGUGUUGUAGUUAAAUAACGAUAU
This is a messenger RNA of Rhopalosiphum maidis (corn leaf aphid), 2758 nucleotides long. Its product is annotated as mucin-21-like. The transcript has 6 exons. NCBI's taxonomy places the organism in Eukaryota, Metazoa, Arthropoda, Insecta, Hemiptera, Aphididae. Gene Ontology annotation, molecular function: DNA-binding transcription factor activity, RNA polymerase II-specific; DNA binding. Gene Ontology annotation, biological process: regulation of transcription by RNA polymerase II. The record is from RefSeq and is a predicted model, not a curated record. The coding region runs from base 258 to 2744 and encodes 828 amino acids.